AUGCCUGUAAGGCAAGUGCAUUAUGCGCCAUUGCCUGGACAUAAUGCCUUGCAACGGCUGAGGUUUGAGCUCAUGCGGAAGCCUCGGCUGUUUUUCAUUUUGUACUUGAUCAUCGUGCUGCUGAUUGCGCGUGCCAUGAUUUUUGUGUUAUACCUGUUCAUCCACACUGAAUCGAUGGCGCCACACCGAGGCUCGAACUGGCAUCGUCUGAACAAGUCACUGAUCCAAGAUGCGAUAUCGAUCGAUCCCACUUCUGCCUCCACGCUAACGAAUGAGGCGUUUCCUGCUGCGACGGACCCCACGAUCAAAUGGCCUUCUCUGGACCUGGUAUACCCAAGAUACAAUCCGCACCGAGGAGAGAUUCCUCCGGAUGUGAUGGCACUAUUGAAUGCGCCCCCUGCUUUGAUGCAUCCACGUGCGCGUUUCAACGGGACGUCUCGGACGGCAUGGACGCACCCUCCUUGGUCGCCCACACGCAAUGGAUCUCGCACACAGCCUGAGGAUGCCAUGCACCCCAGCAAGCAGCCCAAGGAGCAUGAUGGGAGGCCGUAUCCCUAUAACAGGUGGACGUCUCCCCUUGCUGACAUGGACACAUUGUACCCCGAACGACAGGAGCGCGUGCAGUUUGGCUUCGAGGAUGCAUCGCAGUACUCAGGCAAGCGUUUCGAUCCGAAGCGUGAUCAGCUUUUGAAGAAGCGGCAAAAGCUGGUGAAAAGCGCCUUUAUCCGAGCGUGGCAAGGGUACAAGGACUAUGCAUGGGGGGCAGAUGAAGUUACGCCGGUGACGGAGAAGUACAACAACCAUUUCAAUGGGUGGGGAGCGACCGUGAUUGACUCUCUUGAUACGCUGCUGAUCAUGGGACUGGACAAGGAGUACCACUUGGCUCGCGAGCAUGUGCAUGAUGUGGACUUUUAUUUCGUGGGUGGCAGUCGAAGUGCGUAUUCGUCCGCCGAUGGCCGUAUUCCCGUGUUUGAGACGGCGAUCCGCUACUUGGGGGGACUGUUGUCGGCGUAUGACUUGACGGGAGAUGCACUCAUGGUGGAACGAGCUGAGGAGCUUGCGCAGCUCAUGCUGCCUGCCUUCAACACGCUGACGGGUGUGCCGUUGGGCCGUAUGCGUCCGGGCGAAAACGUCACGUACGCGUCCGACUUGGCCCUUCUUUAUUCAGGGGAAGUUGUCUUGGCGGAGGCUACGAGUAUGCUGCUCGAGUACACUCGGCUGUGGCAGGUGACGGGCAACCGCACGUACUUUGACCGUGUGCAGCGUGUGACUGAUUUUCUCGACCGCAACAUGACGAAGCUGAGCCAGUUUGGCACGCUUCUUCCCGCUGUCUUGUACCCGGAGGAGGGCAUCGUGAGUAGCAAGUACUCUUUUGGCGGUGGACUCGACUCGUACUAUGAAUAUCUAGUCAAGGAGCACCAGCUUCUGGGCGGUGUUCUGCCGCAAUAUGAGCGUAUGUUCACGGAAGCGAUGGACUCGGCAGAACAGCAUCUGUGGAAGAACGUGACAGUCGUGCCCCAUGCGCCUUCGCUGUCCGUCGUGGUGAGCUCGAUGGGGCAUGGUCGAAGUCAGGUGUCGCUGGAGCACUUGGCUUGCUUCAGUGGGGGUAUGAUGGCGCUUGGGUCGCGGAUCGUGCCGGAUCGGCGCCACUACCUCAACAUUGCGCGUAUGACCACGGAGACAUGCUACUGGGGCUACAACAGCAGUCUCACGGGCCUCGGUGCGGAAGCGCUGGAGUUUUAUCAUCCGCAGGACAAGGACAUGUACCGCGUGGUCACGGAGGCAGACGGCACGCGGCAUCGUGGUCCGCCGGUCGGCGAUCCGUUUGUGGGUGUGCGCUAUAUAUGGCAUGAAGACUAUCGCAACCGCCCUGAGGUGAUUGAAAGUGUGCUGUACAUGUGGCGCACGACGGGGGAUCCGGUGUGGCAGGAGCGUGGCUGGCAGAUGUUUGCCUCGUGGAUGACGCACUGCCUGACGCGUUCCGGCACCAGCACGAUUUACGACGUGAAUGCUGUGCCCGUGCGGCAUAGCGACAGUAUGGAGAGUUUUGUGCUGGCGGAGACGUUCAAGUACUACUACCUCUUGUUCUCGCCUCCUGACCUUGUGUCGCUGGAUGACUUUGUGUUUUCGACGGAGGCGCAUCCAUUCCUUUUGCCGCGGGCGGGUCGCUGGGCGCGCGCAGGCGACGUUCCGGCCUCGUUCCCGCGUGUAGACCGCCGCUUCCCGGCGAUCCUUCGGCCGCGGGGCCAGGGCACGCCUAUGCAGCGAGGGCUUUGGGAGGCGCAGCGGCAGGCGAGUGGCAAGACGGCGCGGCUGCUCGAGGUUUUGUGGGCCGAGGUCAACGACACGGGCGCCGUCGUGUGA
Molecule: messenger RNA, 2364 nt
Organism: Malassezia restricta
Lineage: Eukaryota; Fungi; Basidiomycota; Malasseziomycetes; Malasseziales; Malasseziaceae
Product: mannosyl-oligosaccharide alpha-1,2-mannosidase
Exons: 1
Coding region: 1-2364 (787 amino acids)
Biological process (GO): N-glycan processing; carbohydrate metabolic process
Cellular component (GO): endoplasmic reticulum; Golgi membrane
Molecular function (GO): calcium ion binding; mannosyl-oligosaccharide 1,2-alpha-mannosidase activity
Source: RefSeq, a predicted model, not a curated record